Molecule: messenger RNA, 669 nt
Organism: Ruditapes philippinarum (Manila clam)
Lineage: Eukaryota; Metazoa; Mollusca; Bivalvia; Venerida; Veneridae
Product: cilia- and flagella-associated protein HOATZ-like
Exons: 4
Coding region: 52-573 (173 amino acids)
Biological process (GO): cilium assembly
Source: RefSeq, a predicted model, not a curated record
CGAUAUGCGCAAAACAUAUGCGCACUGAUUUGUUUACAUCAGUAACCGAAAAUGGCAGUAGUUGUCGAUUUAACAAAAGGUGAAACAACAACAUUCUAUGGGUCGUCAGCUGAGGAUGUCAGCUAUGCAACAAAUUUUUGGCAGUCGAUUCAACUACAUCCGCCAAUGGAGUCCCGCCUUGUCUCAAGUGACAUAAAACAACGAUUGAAAAUUGCCCCUCCUAGUUCACAAGCAAGGCAUGUAUCACAGUCAAGGCAAGAAGACUCAUCAGCUGUCUUACAGAGUUUUAUAUCAAGAGCAAGAACAAUGGAACAUUUGGAAGAGUUCUCUAAAAUACAGAAGUUCGCUGAGGCCAAGGCUGAAGACAAAUCAUUAAUGACAAAACACAGAGAGAUUAGGAAAAAGAAAGAAGAAAUCUCAAGGCACAAAGGUGUGAAACCCAUGGAGAAGCCUGUAGAGAGAUUACCAAAGGAAGAUUAUAUAGUAGAUGAGGAAAAUGACAUUGAUGUAUUAAAACAACUGAACGAGUUUGAAGAAGAAAAAAUAGGGAACAAUGACUCGGAUUCAGACUGAGCUUUCGUAGGAUAUUACUUAUAUUUCCAGCAUUGUUUAAUUGUAUAAUAUAAGUAAACUUAUCACAUAAGCCCUAGUGAAGGAGGGUUAUAAAGC